AUGGGGGAGCCCCUCCUCACCUCCCUCUCCAUGGAGAACAGCAACAGCCACCCCUGCACGCUCCUCUCCAUGGACCCUGCUGGCUCGCACCCAGCCUCCGCCGAGUCCUCAGGUGGCGGCGGCACUGCUACCAAUGGGGUUGGGGUUGGUAGUGGUGGUGACCGGGAACUCUUCAUCAUUCCGCGGCGUGAGUCGGCGCACCCAGGCCCGCCGGACAUCAACCUCCCGCUCUCUGCAGAUCCUUCACCACCGCCUCCGUCAUGGAGCCUCGACACGUUCGACAUACUUGAUGUCACUCUUGGAACACACAACUAUGAGUCUGAGGUUGCACUUACACUUCCAAAGUCGACGGGUAACGGCAACGGCAAUGGCAGUGCCACUAUUGGUGUCGGCGCGAGGAAGUGUGCUAAGAGAGGAGACAGCAUCUGGGGUGCAUGGUUCUUCUUUAAUCACUACUUCAAGCCUGCACUUGUGGAGAAGCCAAAGGGGAAGGUGACGCGAGACCUGUCCGGUAGCAUCUCGGGCUUCGACAAGUCUGAUCUCCGCCUUGAUAUCUUCCUGGUGCAGCAUGACAUGGAGAACAUGUACAUGUGGGUUUUCAAGGAGCGGCCCGACAAUGCCCUUGGGAAGAUGCAGCUCCGGAGCUUUAUGAAUGGGCAUUCCAAGCAUGGGGAGCCAUCUUUCCCGUUCAGUGCCGAUAAGGGCUUUGCCAGGUCACACCGUAUGCAGCGAAAGCACUACCGUGGGCUGUCGAACCCACAGUGCCUUCAUGGGAUUGAGAUCGUGGGCUCACCAAAUUUGUCAGCAGUUUCUGAGGCAGACUUGAAGAGGUGGGCUGAACUGACAGGCAGGGAACUUAAUUUCUCAAUACCAUCUGAAGCCAGCGACUUUGAGUCAUGGAGGAAUCUUCCCAGCACUGAUUUUGAACUUGACAGGCCACAUCCACCGGCAGCAAAGAGUGCCACACAUGGAUCUCAUAGCCAUAAGAAGGAUUGA
Messenger RNA from Miscanthus lutarioriparius, 996 nucleotides. Lineage: Eukaryota; Viridiplantae; Streptophyta; Magnoliopsida; Poales; Poaceae. The record is from the annotation of a GenBank genome assembly.